AUGGAAUUACUUCAUGUCGAUUUUGAACAAUUAGAUCAGGAGAUUUUGGCAGCCUUAUUUCCAAUUUAACAAUAACCACUCUUAUGUGAAGAAGAUAAUUUAUUAGGUCACGUUGAUUUAUUAUUCGAAUAAAUAAAUACUGUGGAUAAUCACUAGUAAUUAACUAUUGAUGAGUUUAAAUUGAAUUGCACAUUGAGUAAUACUUCAUUAGAUUAAUAGUUAGAAAUACAUUAUAAGACCUUAUUUAGCUAAUGAAAAAUUUAAUUCAUAAAUAUAUCAAAAGCAUUUGCACCAUAAACAGAAUAUAAUAUGCUGUUAACUAUUUGAUUAUUCUUAAAGAUUUGUAUGAAACUGUACUUGAAUUAUUUGCCAAUAGUUUAGAAUAACCUAGCCCAAGGUUUUAAGAAUUAUUAACAAAGUACUCAAAUAAUGAAGAAUUUCGAAUUAAAGCUAAAAAUAUAUAAGAUAUAAAUUUUUUUGGGCUUCAACAUAUGAAUCAUGUUUUUACGCAAGAUACAUUGAAAUAAAUUAUUAGAAUAAGUCACCAUUAUCUAACCAACCAUGAUUCAUAAGCAUUGGAAUAAAAAUUAAUUGUUUAUAAUUCACAUCUUAAUAUAUUGGUGAGAAUAUUUGCAUCAGCUAUCGAUAUGAAUAAACAAGAUAUAAUUUGCUUAAAUAAAAAUCAUUUAUUCUGGAGAUAAAUAAAGGCAAUUUCUACAUAUACAAAGUUGAGUUAAAACUCAGAACAAAUAUCUUAAUCAUACUAUAAUUUUAUGAAAUCCAUCAGGAUUGGUCAUGCUAUUUUUUUAAAGAAAUCCAAAGUUAAAAAUUCAUUAAUGAGAGAUAUUAUUUUUAUUUCUUCUUCAGUUUGGUAUUUUGUACUAGAUGGGAGAGCAAAAUUAAGAGCUAUGGAACAUAUGUGUGAUAUGUAAGUAGAAAGUGCUAUGAGUGUUAUGGGAAUGGUUGAAAAACCAGGGAUUAAACAUCUUAUUGAAUUUGGAAUUACUUCAAUCAAUAAUAAUAUAAAAAUUUACAUUGAUCCUGUCGUAUCACCUCUAACCUUGAAAUACAUGAAUAAACAAUUUUAAAAAGGCAUUCUGAAUAAAAUUACAAAUGAACCUUUAGAAUAUGUUAAUAAGUCUAUACAUUACGACAUUAAGCAGCAUAAAUCAAUAAUGACUAAAGAUAAAACUAAAUUACGAAUAAGAAUAUUAUCUUCAAAAUCUUUAGUGAAAACAAACUCAUUUCAAUAAAGUUUUUUUUCAUAAAUUUAACAUGAAGCCUUAAAUUAUGAUACAUUUGAAACGAUAAUUAUUCAUUUUCAUGGGGGAGGUUUUAUCUCAAUGUCUUCAUCUAGUCAUUAAAAUUAUACCAGAGAGUAAUCUGUUUCUUUAAAUUAGAUGGGCUAAUCAAUUAGGAAUACCUAUUUUUUCUGUUGAUUAUAGCUUAGCUCCAAAAUAUAGAUAUCCUUAAGCUGUUGAUGAUUGUUGGCAAGCGUAUCAUUGGAUUUUAAAUCAUCUUCAAUAUCACUUUAACAUCAAACCAAAAAAGAUUAUUUUAGCUGGAGAUUCCGCUGGAGGCAACCUAUGUUGUGCAUUAACAGGAUUGGCUAUUAAAUUUGGUAUUAAAGUACCUGAUGGACUUCUGCUAUCUUAUCCAGUACUUGAUCUGAAAAUGAAAUAUUCGCCAAGUCAUAUGCAUGGCCUUGAAGAUUUCCUUUUGAAUCAUACAUUAAUGGAUAUUUGUAUAGAUGCCUAUACUAAUCAUCCUGCUAGUUAUGAAUUUGACCCUUUUAGAAGUCCCAAUCAUUUUAGUGAUGAAGUAAUAAUUAUAAAGAUUCAAGAUAAUUUCUAAAUUUCCUCCAGUUAGAAUAUUGGUUGGCUCAAAAGAUCCAUUAAUUGAUCAUUCUCACAGAUUAGCACAUACUUUAAUAAAAAAUAAAAGAAAUGUGAAAAUUAUUGUUUAUGAAGGCAUGUCUCACGGAUUUCUAAGUUUUUACAUGUUAGGAGGAAUGAAAGAAUCCUCAAAAUGCAUAGAAGAUUCAAUAAUAUUUCUAAAAGAGUUGAUUUCUUUAAAAAAAUAUUGA
Molecule: messenger RNA, 2086 nt
Organism: Paramecium pentaurelia
Lineage: Eukaryota; Ciliophora; Oligohymenophorea; Peniculida; Parameciidae
Source: the annotation of a GenBank genome assembly